Molecule: messenger RNA, 1547 nt
Organism: Helianthus annuus (common sunflower)
Lineage: Eukaryota; Viridiplantae; Streptophyta; Magnoliopsida; Asterales; Asteraceae
Exons: 1
Coding region: 355-1305 (316 amino acids)
Biological process (GO): ATP synthesis coupled electron transport
Cellular component (GO): membrane
Molecular function (GO): cytochrome-c oxidase activity; copper ion binding
Source: RefSeq, a predicted model, not a curated record
AAAGAUUUUGCAUUGCAUUUCUUAUGAUGACCUGGUCGAGAGAGUACGAUACAUCGGUGUAAAAGAUUGAUCCCUUUGGAUCUUGGUCCAUGAUGGCCUUUUUAUUAAUAGAACUGGAAGAGGAGGAAAAGAAAUAGCUUAUGAUAACCAUCUAUUUGAGUCGAUCAUUUCGUAGAUCUCAUUCAAGUUUUUUUUAUGCAGUGGAAAGGCCUUAAAAUCUGAAGUUUUACGCUUAAAGGAAGAAAUGUUCACAGAAGGUUGAGAAGUAGUACGGGGGGAAUGUGAGAUCGAAAGUAACCUAGCGCAAUAUUUCGGCGUAAAUGAAAUAAUGAAUAAGGACAGAAAAACCAACUCAUGUUUAGGGAGUUCAUCAGAACUUUAACUGCUAUCAUUGCUGCUUUUCUUGCUUUGGCGGGAGCUGCAUGGUCCUUGAAUUUUUUUUUCAUUGCUUCUUUCUGCCUAUUUAAUUCUAUCUAUUGGUUGUUUAUUUAUAGUAAUACUCUGUAUCUCUUUAUUAUUUCCGAUGAACAGUCACUCACUUUUGACAGUUAUACGAUUCCAGAAGAUGAUCUAGAAUUGGGUCAAUUACGUUUAUUAGAAGUGGACAAUCGAGUGGUUGUACCAGCCAAAAGUCAUCUACGUAUUAUUGUAACAUCUGCUGAUGUACUUCAUAGUUGGGCUGUACCUUCCUCAGGUGUAAAAUGUGAUGCUGUACCUGGUCAUAAUAUGUUACAAAAAAAAGGUUGGUUAAAACCAAGGUGGGAAACCCCUGAUUUCCUAUUUAUCUUUCUGUUGGGAAUCUUCCUUCCCCUGCCGUCAUUGGCAUUUUGUUCUGGGAAUCCAGAGACUCCCCCCAUCGAUACCUCCGGGUUCUUUGCGGAACCCCCUGCCCCCUAUGCUUGGCAACAAAAUGGGCAAGUGGGUCCGGUUAUAGCGGAACCGCAGCAGAUUCCGGCGGCUAUCGACCCGGAACCCUUAUGGGCAGACGAGGUCCGCCGAAGAGCUCUCCGGACCCGCUUGGAUCUGCGGAAUCAACUAAAUAUCCGGCCGCUUAGUCCGCAGGUUAUGACGCAAAUUAUAGACUAUCAAAUCUUGGUCGAGAGGGAAAUAGAGAAGUACCUAUUAGCCCAAGGGUACCACCGGGCUAAUUUGGUGCGGAAUUGGCUCGAGAUACGGCAACAAAUCUUUUCUGGGGAGCGGUUCACAGUCCGCAACUAUCAGAGGCUCUGGGGAACCAUUCAAGAUUUUGGAAUUGAGAAUUCCGCCCCCCUCCAGAGGGUUCGCCGAGGGAAUCAUUUACUAUAAAUCAAAAGUAGUGUCGUGGAUAAAAAAAGAAUCUAGUCUAAUGACUCGCAGAUGUAGGAUAGGGGAUAAAGAACCCGAACCGAACUGCGUGACCAAAGCGACUCCUACGGAAAAGUAAAUCGAAAGAUUUGCAGCCAGUUCAAGCCUGGCAAGUCGCGCCUUUCAGUCGAGCUACUCUCUCUCGUAUUCCGCCCCUCUACGCUUCGAAGGAGUUCCGGGAGCAAGAAUCUCUUUCAAGUUCA